GGGGCCGAUCCUGCUCUCCUCCCAGCCGUGCCAUCUGCACCGCCCGUCACUCGUCCCCUGGUGGCCGUGAUGGUCCUCAUGGGAUGUGGCCUCCUGUCCCUGCCCAGCGCCCUGGUGGGGCUCCUCCUCUGUGUGGUGUCUGCAGCUUCCCAGCGAGCUCCCAUCCGCCUGUCCGAUGGCCCCCACCGCUGCGCCGGCCGGGUCGAGGUCUUCCACCACAACACUUGGGGAACGGUGUGUGACGGCCACUGGGACCUGCAGGACGCAGGUGUGGUUUGCCGACAGUUGGGCUGCGGUGCCGCCCUCUCCAUCCCUGGACGUGGACACUUCACGGCAGGCUCGGGGCCCAUCUGGUUGGACAACGUCAACUGCACGGGGAUGGAGGUCGCCCUGUCCUACUGCGGCCUGAGCGCCUGGGGCAAGAACAACUGCCACCACAGUGAAGACGCUGGCGUGGUCUGCUUAGAGUCCUUCACCCACCCUGCGGAUGUCCACGCUGGUGCUUCAGAGGUCCGCCUGGUGAACGGCCCCCACCGCUGCUCUGGACGAGUGGAGGUGUUCCAUGACCAACAGUGGGGAACUGUGUGUGAUGAUGAAUGGACCUUCUCCGAUGCCACCGUGGUGUGCCGGCAGCUGGGCUGCGGCACAGCCAUUACGUCCUACGCCAGAGCUCACUUUGGCCAGGGCUCGGGUCCCAUCUGGCUGGACAACGUCCAAUGCGAUGGGACUGAAGCUGCCCUAUCAGAAUGCCCAGCCAGACCUUGGGGCAUCAACAACUGCGAACACGGAGAAGACACCAGCGUCGUCUGCUCAGGUACGACCACCGACACCUCACCUCGCCUGCGCCUGGAGAACGGCCCUGACCACUGCGCCGGGCGUGUAGAGGUUCUCCAUCACCAACAGUGGGGCACAGUCUGCGACCGUGGGUGGGAUUUGGCCGAGGCGACGGUUGUCUGCCGGCAGCUGGACUGCGGCACUGCCGUCUCCGCUCCGGGUUCUGCUCACUUCGGGCAAGGAUCUGGGCGCAUCUGGUUGGAGAACGUCAACUGCACCGGGAUGGAAACAGCCCUCUCGGAAUGUCAGUCCAGACCAUGGGGCUACAACAGCUGUGACCACAGUAGGGACGCCGGCGUGGUGUGCUCAGAUGCCGACACCUUCGGGCAGCGCUCACUGCGUCUGGUGAACGGCUCCAACAGCUGCCUGGGGAGGGUGGAGGUCUUCCAUAACCACAAGUGGGGCACCGUGUGCGAUGACUCCUGGGACCUCCGAGAUGCCGCCGUGGUCUGCAGGCAGCUGGGCUGUGGGUUGGCGCUCUCAGCACCGGGCUCUGCGCAUUUUGGACCCGGCAAGGAUCUCAUCUGGUUGGAUGAAGUCCACUGCACAGGACAGGAAGCCACCCUCAGCCAGUGCCGAUUCAACAACUGGGGUGAACACAACUGUGGCCACAGCGAGGACGCUGGCGUGGUCUGCUCAGGCUCAAACCCCUUGCAGGUCCGGGUGAAGGACGGUCCUGGUCCCUGCGCGGGGCAGGUGGAGGUGCUCUACAAUGGGACCUGGCAUGGGGUCUGCAGCAAUGGCUGGAGCUUGCUGGAAGCCGGCGUGGUCUGCAAGCAGCUGGGCUGUGGGCCAGCCCUGGCGGCACCCGUUGGAACCCACCAGGAUGGGAGGACUUUGUUGGAGGGGUUGAGCUGCCACGGGACAGAGUCCUUGCUCCUGGAGUGCCUGCAGAGAGGAGCUGGGCCGGCGCCGUGUGAGCAGGGCUUGGUGGCCGGUGUGGUGUGCACAGAGCCCAAGGAUGUUCUCCAGUCCUGCUCGGUGCUGGCAGGCCUGCUGGGGAUGGUGGCCAUGCUCUGUGGAACCCUCUUGGUCCUCUACAUGUGGACGCGGUGUAGAAGACGGGCUAGACGCUUCCCAGAGAAGCCACGUGUGAAGAAGACCGAGGAGGCCAGGACCGCAUCUGAGGCGUAGGCAACUGUGCUCCUGGUGCCAAAGCCACCUCAGGACCCCAGAAGACCCCAUUUUGUGGAGCCAGAAGAGCAGAGUGGACACUGUGAUGGUCAUCAGAUAGGACCUCCCACCUCUGGCAGAGUGGAGACCUCUGCCCCACAUGCCCCAUAGCCCUUAGGUCACUGUGCUGAGCCUUGUUAGGUCCCGGUCCCACCAUGCAGUACCUCAACAUCCCUCAGUCUCCAACAAAGUCUUCUCGGAACAACCUCUACCUGGUUCUCUGUGGAGGGUCCACCAUCCCAACCCCAUCUUCUCUAACUGCCCUUAUUCCCAGCCCUACAACGACAAUGACCCCACAGCUCCCCAGAACCCCCUGCAGAUCCACCAGCCAGGGCCAUCAUCCUCCCCAUGUGGUCAUCUGGAUCAGAUCUUCCUCCCUGGUCUUCCACGGAAGGGAGGGUGACCUCCUGAUCCAGGGUGCUUUCCUGCACCAGACACAACCAGCUUUGCCCAAUGAGAAGAGCGCUUCAAAGUCCAUCCAGAAGAGGGGGGAGAAGUUCCUCACCUGCUGUAUUUAUUCCAGUAAAGACCUUAAAACACCGGGCACCAGGCGAGACAUUGUCCUGGCCACCAAAAGGAAGGGUUGUGUUCCUAAUAGACCAACCCAUGGAGAUAGGGCCAAACUGUCCAUGGCUUUGAUGGAGCCAGGAGGGGCCAUGGUCAGAGGAACAUCUGGAGGCCAUGGGGAGGGAAUGAAAGGACAGC
Molecule: messenger RNA, 2712 nt
Organism: Cuculus canorus (common cuckoo)
Lineage: Eukaryota; Metazoa; Chordata; Aves; Cuculiformes; Cuculidae
Product: scavenger receptor cysteine-rich domain-containing group B protein-like
Exons: 8
Coding region: 70-1968 (632 amino acids)
Cellular component (GO): membrane
Source: RefSeq, a predicted model, not a curated record